Molecule: messenger RNA, 1028 nt
Organism: Pistacia vera
Lineage: Eukaryota; Viridiplantae; Streptophyta; Magnoliopsida; Sapindales; Anacardiaceae
Exons: 1
Coding region: 171-968 (265 amino acids)
Source: RefSeq, a predicted model, not a curated record
UCACUCCUCACUCUCCCACUUCCGCCAAAACCAUCCUCAACACUACUUGUCAAUUCCUUCCAAACUCCGAACUGUUCACCAUCUACAUUUUGUAGCCGUUGCAAUUAAAAAUAUUCAAACUCAAACUAAUGCCACACUCUCACAGCCAUCACUAACAUUAUUCCUACGAAAUGGGUUGCUGUAUUAGCUCCAACAAGACAAAAAAUUCACCGAAUCACCACCAUUUUCCAUCAAAAACUACUCAUUCCGACAAAACCCAUGUGAACAACAGACCUCCUCCUCCUUGUCUUGAAGAAGAAACUGUAAAAGAAGUUGUUCUUUCUGAAACUCGCUUGCCCAAACCACAAUCUCCAUCUCCGAAAGAGACUGAAGCUGACACCCUCCACCACAUACACAUACCCGUAAUUCACGAACACCACACGGAAGCCAAAGAUUUGAUUUUGAUCAACAAACACCACGAAGAAAUAGAAAUUUCUCAAGCGUCUCAAGUGUCUGAAAUAUACAGCGUCACCGAGAGCUUCUCAAGUGCUACUACUGCAACAACGACAACUAUAACAGAGAAAAGAGAAGAUGAAGCAAUCAGCAAGCCCACCACUCGCAGAUCUCCAGCUAAGGUACCGAGAAGGCGUCCUUACACGGGAGAAAUCUCACGUGGAGUGAAACCUCCGGCGGAUAGAGCGGGGGUGUCAAAGUCAGCUCAAGGGAGGACAAUGCCACGUAAUGUGAGGUCUACAGGAGAGAGGGGUUCUUCUGUUAGGAGGUCGAGGUCCCCGGAGACUAGGACGGUGGCGGGAGUCGGAAGGAGUGCGGGGAAGGUGGGUGGCGGAGGCAGUGACAGGUUAAGAGAAGAGAAGGAAGUUAAAAAAGAGGUAAACGACGGCGUUUUGGAGAAGAAUAAUAACAUGGUGGAGUCAAACGAGUCCCUUGACAAUCCUCAUGUUUCGUUGGAAUGCUUUAUCUUUCUGUGAAUUUUAAUUUGUAUUGGGAAACAAAAACGUCUUAAAAGUAGUUUUCUUGAUUUGGUUGUG